Messenger RNA from Stylophora pistillata, 1000 nucleotides. Its product is annotated as microfibril-associated glycoprotein 4. The record is from RefSeq and is a predicted model, not a curated record. NCBI's taxonomy places the organism in Eukaryota, Metazoa, Cnidaria, Anthozoa, Scleractinia, Pocilloporidae.
UUCACACACGGUUAAAACGACAUGGCGACUUCUGUUGUUAAAACAUUUUGCUGGAGUUUCUUGUUUUUCACAGUGCUUUUGGCAAGUCGCAACACAUCGGCACAAAGUAACCGCGGUCAAGCGACGAAAGGAACCCCACAAGAAAACAAAUGCAGCACAGUGAUAAAUGGAAACUAUUACGCAGGGACUAACAAGGAGAUGACGACCAUUCUUCAAAGAAUUCAAACGCAGCUUUCUGACGUACAAGACCUUCUACGUGAAAUGAAGACAGAAAAAGAAAACAAAACAGUCAAGGCCCGAAACUGCGCUGACCUUUUCAAGUCUGGUGAGAGAAUCAGUGGAGUGUACACUAUAAACACGGAUAGCAGCUACGCUCCUUUCGACGUUUAUUGUGAUCAGAAAACAUCCGGUGGAGGAUGGACAGUGAUUCAGAAAAGAUUGGAUGGCUCAGUAGAUUUUUAUCGNGGCUGGGCCGACUACAAGCGUGGCUUCGGUAACCUGAAUGGCGAGUUCUGGCUCGGGUUAGACAAGAUGCAUCAGUUAACUAAGGUGGGUAGGAACGUAAUUCGAAUAGAGCUGGAAGACAUUAAGGGAAAAACGGCGUACGCCGACUACGACAUGUUUGCUGUGGCAAGUGAGAGAGCCAAGUACCAACUGAGCCUUGGAACUUACUCUGGUACGGCUGGUGAUUCUUUUUCCUUUCAGCGUGGCGCUUUUUUCUCAACUAAAGACCAGGACAAUGAUCCUGACAAACGCCACUGUGCCGUAACGUUUAAGGGAGGCUUUUGGUACAGCUUCUGUCGCCAUGCAAACCUGAAUGGCUUGUACCAACCAGGGCCACACUCAUCCCAUGCUGAUGGUAUGAAUUGGCAUGACUGGAAAGGAGACUACUAUUCUGCCAAGAGAUCGGAGAUGAAAAUAAGGCCCGCAGAUUUUUAAGUUUGCGGCCAUAUCAGGAGAUUUCAUCUGAUUAUGAAUAAAAUACACUCAAUUAAAGCUG